Molecule: messenger RNA, 2960 nt
Organism: Brassica rapa (field mustard)
Lineage: Eukaryota; Viridiplantae; Streptophyta; Magnoliopsida; Brassicales; Brassicaceae
Product: calmodulin-binding transcription activator 6
Biological process (GO): regulation of transcription by RNA polymerase II
Cellular component (GO): nucleus
Molecular function (GO): double-stranded DNA binding; transcription coregulator activity; protein binding
Source: RefSeq, a predicted model, not a curated record
GGACCAGCAAAACUCUGCGUAUUUUUAUCAAUUUUCUUCGUCUUCUCUCCCGACGAAAUAUUGGACCAGAUAAAACGCUCUCUACCUUUUUGUCUAAGACGUGUACUUCACUUUCCAAGGCUUCUUCGUCGGUGUGUUACUUUCUCUGUUCAGGAAGAAAAAGCUUGGAACGAAUACUGUGAAGCAGGAUGGAUGGUGAUGGUUCUUCCGGGAGACUUAUCGGCUCUGAGAUUCAUGGAUUCCAUACCUUACAAGAUCUUGAUGUACAGACAAUGUUGGAGGAAGCAAGAAGUAGGUGGCUCCGUCCUAAUGAGAUUCACGCUGUCCUCUCUAAUCCUAAAUACUUCACCAUCAAUGUCAAACCUGUCAACUUACCAACCAGUGGCAGAAUCAUACUGUUUGAUCGUAAGAUGUUGAGGAACUUCAGAAAAGAUGGUCAUAACUGGAAAAAGAAAAAAGAUGGAAGGACUGUUAAAGAAGCUCACGAACACCUCAAAGUCGGUGACGAGGAAAGGAUUCAUGUAUACUAUGCACACGGUGAAGAUAACACUACCUUUGUUCGGAGGUGUUAUUGGUUACUAGAUAAGGCUCGAGAGAACAUUGUCCUUGUACAUUACCGUGACACACAAGAGGCAGCGACGACAUCAGGGGACUCGAACUCUCAUUCAUCAUCAAAUCUUGUGGCAGUUGAAGAUAUCGACUUUAACCCUGAUGACUCACUUUAUCUAGGAAUCAACAACACUCCAGUUGUAAAAACUCAUGAGACUAGGCUUCAUGAUAUCAAUACGCUUGAUUGGGAUGAGCUGCUAGUACAAAGUGAUCUUGACAACCAAUCCGCACCAAUCGUUGAUGAUAUGUCAUACUUCACAGAACAUCUCCAAAAUGCCACAAAAGACACUGCAGAGCAUCUGACAGUGGCUGAUGAAUCUCUUGACGCUUUGCUUAACAAUGGUCCGCAAAGCCGAGAGAAUUUUGGUAGGUGGAUGAAUUCCUUCAUCGGCGACCCUAAUGGUUCCUUGGAGGAUCCGUCCUUUGAAGCCAUGGUUACACUUGACCAGAAUCCAUUAGCUCCUCAAGCUACAUUUCAUCCUCACUCUGACUUACCUCAGCAAGUGUUCAACAUAACCGAGGUUUCACCUGCUUGGGCCUAUUCAUCAGAGAAAACAAAGAUUGUGGUAACUGGUAUAUUGCACAACAGUUAUCAACAUCUAGGAAGUUCAAACCUUUUCUGCAUCUGUGGCGACUCUUGUGUCCCUGCAGAGUAUGUCCAAGCGGGAGUCUACCGUUGUUUCAUACCUCCUCACUCGCCUGGCAUGGCCAACCUCUAUCUUAGUGCAGAUGGACACGAGCCAAUAAGCCAGUGUUUCACCUUCGAACACCGCCCAGCCCCAGUUUCUGCCAAGCCCGUUCAUGAAAACGAUCAAGAAUCCAAAUGGGAAGAGUUUGAGCUCCAAGUCAGACUUGCUCAUCUUCUCUUUACCUCUUCCAACAAACUCAACGUUCUCUCCAGCAACAUCUCACCUGAAAACUUUCUAGAUGCUAAAAAACUCUCCAACAAGACUUCUCAUCUCUUGAACAGUUGGGCUUAUCUGAUCAAGUCUGUUCAGGGGAGUAAGGUGUCGUUUGAUCAAGCGAAAGACCAAAUCUUCGAGCUUACUCUGAAGAACAGGAUUAAGGAAUGGCUGAUGGAGAAAGUGCUUGAAGGUCGCAACGCACGGGACUAUGACUCUAAAGGCCUCGGUGUGAUCCACCUCUGUGCCAUUCUUGGGUACACUUGGUCUAUCCAGCUCUUUUCGUUGUCAGGUUUAUCAUUAGACUUCCGUGAUAAGCAAGGAUGGACUGCUCUUCAUUGGGCUGCAUACUACGGAAGGGAGAAAAUGGUGGCUGCUCUUCUCACUGCUGGGGCUAAACCAAACUUGGUGACAGACUCGAGAAAGGACAAUCUUGGUGGAUGCACGCCCGCUGAUCUGGCACAGCAAAACGGGUUUGAUGGUAUAGCUGCUUACCUUGCUGAGAAAUGUUUGGUAGCUCAGUUUGUAGCCAUGAAGCUUGCUGGAAACAUUAGUGGAACCCUGGAGACUUGCAAGGGGGAGAUGUCAAACCAAGGCCCUCUCCCUGACGAUGAGCAGAACCUUAAGGACGCUUUGGCGGCAUACAGAACAGCUGCAGAAGCAGCGGCUAGGAUUCAGGGAGCGUUUAGGGAGAAGGCUUUGAAGGCGGCACGGUCAAAAGUGAUCCAGUUUGAGAACAAGGAAGAAGAGGCUAAGAGCAUAAUCGCGGCGAUGAAGAUUCAGAACGCAUUCCGCAAGUACGAUACGCGUAGGAAGAUAGAAGCUGCUUACAGGAUCCAGUGUAGGUUCCAAACAUGGAAAAUGAGAAGGGAGUUCUUGAAUAUGAGGCGUCAAGCAAUUAGGAUCCAGGCGGCAUUCAGGGGGUUACAAGCAAGGAAGCAGUACAGGAAGAUCUUAUGGUCGGUAGGAGUGUUGGAGAAGGCAAUAAUCAGGUGGAGACAAAAGAGAAAAUUGUUUAUAGGACUCCAAGUGAGCGAAGCUGAAGCAGAAGAAAAAGCAGAGGAAGAUUUCUACAAGGCGAGUCAGAAACAAGCAGAGGAGAGGCUUGAGAGAUCUGUAGUGCGGGUCCAAGCCAUGUUCAGGUCUAAGAAAGCUCAAGAGGAUUACAGGAGGAUGAAACUUACUCAUGAAGAAACUCAGUUGGAGUAUGAGUUCUUGCAUGAUGUUUGAUUAGAAAAUGGUGGCUAUUGAGAGGUGGAUCCAAGAGAGUUUGGUGUGGAGUAUUGAUGCUCUUGAUCUGUAAACUACUUUCCACCUUCCCCUAAACUGGUUUAGAAUAAAAUAUUACAUAACUAAGCCAAUCUCUGUUGUUGGUGGUUUUAUGGGAAAUGAUAAACAAAUUUAACAAAUACUAGUAAAUUUAUCUAUUUCUAAAAUUGAGUUCGUCUG